AUGGGACGAAUCCAGCGAUCGGAGCAUGUCUUUCCCUAUGGGUGGGACGUUGUGACCGCCGCCUUCUGGCGCAAGUACCCCCAUCCAAUGCUCCCUCACGUGGAGAAGAUGGACGUGAUCUCGCGCUUCAUUGACGAACAAGGAUGCCUCCACACCGCGCGCUUGGGAGUGUGCAGUCCCAUCAACGUCCCGUCGUGGGUCACGUAUAUCCUUGGCACGCACUAUUCGCAUGUGUACGAGGAGUCCGUGUGCAAUCCGGUAUCGAAGACGCUCCAACUCCGUUCGACCAAUCUGUCCUACCGAUCCAUUGCCGUCGUGGAUGAAAUCUGCACUUAUGCUGCUGCGGAGUCCAUCUUGGGCCCUUCCCAACCUUCCACCCUGUACACCCAGGUGUCUCGUGUGAAUGCGCUUCUGCCCUUCUUUUCACAAUCGUUCGAAGAGUAUUGGGUCGAACGCGGCACGGCCACGGCGCGCCAGGGAGUUUUGGCGAUGGACGAGCUGUGCUCUGGGAAGAGUUCAUGUUAA
Messenger RNA from Aphanomyces astaci, 525 nucleotides. RefSeq lists its product as hypothetical. Bases 1 to 525 code for a protein of 174 amino acids. Gene Ontology annotation, cellular component: mitochondrial intermembrane space. The transcript has a single exon. NCBI's taxonomy places the organism in Eukaryota, Oomycota, Saprolegniomycetes, Saprolegniales, Verrucalvaceae. Gene Ontology annotation, biological process: phospholipid transport. The record is from RefSeq and is a predicted model, not a curated record. Gene Ontology annotation, molecular function: phosphatidic acid transfer activity.